Molecule: messenger RNA, 970 nt
Organism: Triticum dicoccoides
Lineage: Eukaryota; Viridiplantae; Streptophyta; Magnoliopsida; Poales; Poaceae
Product: protein indeterminate-domain 16-like
Exons: 1
Coding region: 211-753 (180 amino acids)
Biological process (GO): gravitropism
Cellular component (GO): nucleus
Source: RefSeq, a predicted model, not a curated record
CAGAUGACGCCAGGGGCGUUCCGGUAAAACCGCACGCUAGCUAGAUGCCCUUGCUUUCGCUCGAUCGAUCGGAGGAUGUAUAAACACCCAUAUAUAGUAAUCCUAUACGCAGCGUAACGCAUAACACCUAACUAAGCUAGGCUACUAAGCCAAAGCACAACAAGGGAGCAGGAGAGGGAGAUAUACCUCGCUGCUUGGUCUCGAUCUUCCAUGGAUGAGCAAGGGGAGAGGGGGCUCCAGCUGCUGCUCCCCGCAGCCGCUGCUCGGGUGCUCCGGGAAGCGCCGGCCAGCGCCGCCACCGACCACCAGCAGCUGGACCUGGACCUGUCCAUGAGCAUUGGGCCGAGGCAGCAGCAGCUGCAGCUGCAGCUGCCACGGCCGGCGCCGCCGACUCCACCGGCGAACGAGAGCAGGAGAGCAGCGGCGACUGUGGCCGCCAGCGCUGCGACGGCGAGGCACGUGCAGCAGCAGCAGCAGCAGGUGACGGUGGACGUCCGCGCCGUGAAGCAGCAGACGGCGGAGCAGGCCCGGAUGGCAUCGGCGGAGCGCGCCUACGCGGAGCGCGUCCGGGAGCUGGCGAAGCGGGAGCUGGAGCUCGCCGAGAGAGAGUUCGCGCGCGCCAGGAUGAUCUGGGAGCGCGCCCGCGAGGAGGUGGAGCGGGUGGAGCGGAUGAAGCAGAUCGCCGCCAGGCGGCUCGGCUCCGCCGCGCUCGAGAUCACCUGCCACGCCUGCAUGCAGCGCUUCCAUCCUUAAUUAGGUCGGCCGGCCAACUGCACCGACGACAUGGUCGAUCGGAGAUCGAUGCUUCCUGCUCGCCAUUGCUAGCUGUAACUCUCUCUAUCUCUCGUAGCUCCUGUCUUGUGAGUGCCAGUCACGUUGCCCCUGUUUGAGACGAUAAUCAUCUGGUUGAUGCAUGCAUCAAGGAAGCGGUUAUUCCUCUUUACUCUAUACAUCGGGUGUACAUGCUUAA